ACCAAGUGCCCAAGCGCGACCUGUAGGCCGGCCCUAGGGAGACUUCAAGCUAGUCGACCUCUUUCUGGUCAAUCUAGGCAAUUACAACUUGAUCGACCUCCCUCCCUUUCACAACGACCUACUGCUAGCUGAUGAUCCGUGUACGACCGCUUGCAAUAUGGAGCCACCUUACGAAAUCUCCACGAGAUACCUCCAUCGAGCGACAGCCCAACCAUGUACGCUCCGCUACGUCGGACCCGUCACGACCCAGACCACCAACACGCAGACCGAAGCCGAACGAGAUCGAAUCUGGCUCGGAGUGGAAUGGGACGAUCUCACUCGAGGGAAGCAUAGUGGGACCCACCUCGGUGUAAAGUACUUUACGUCGAGGGUCGAAGGAGCGGCUAGCUUUUUGCGAUGGAAACCGAAGGACGCUUCAAAGGCAAGAGGAGGUACGAACGGGACCGCCAACGAUGGGGAGAUACUAUGGAGAGGAAGGACGCUUCUACAAGCCAUUAAAGAUCGGUACCUGGACACGGACCUCCCAGAUAUGGAGCAACCUGUCGAAACUACGAACGAUCACAGCUUGGUGUUAGGCUCGUCUAACAGUCGGAUCCAGGUCACCGUCCCGAAUCUGAACAAGGUCACCAGCAAGUUUGCGGAUCUGGGCCGGUUGACGCAUUUGGGUCUGGAUGGGAUGUGGAUGUAUGGUAUGAAAGCUCAGGGGGAGGGUAAUGAUCUGGAUAUGAAUAUGUUGGAUCGUCUGAAAUCUGUCAAAAGCCUCGACCUAUCCGGGAAUCUCAUCUCUUGUUGGCAAGACCUGGCGGAUAUUGUCCGAGUAUUGCCAAUGCUCUCGAACCUGAAACUCAAUCAUUCCCGAUUGCCGCAACCUGAAAGCUCGCUUGAUGGGGUCGUUGGAACCGCUUUUCGGGAUAUAACCGAUUUGACCAUCCGGAAUAGCUUGGUAUCCUGGCCAGACGUGACGCUACUCUCGAGUUCAUUCCCGAAUCUCGAAAGGUUGGAUAUCGCCGUAAAUCCCCUUUGCUCUAGCAGACAAGAAGGACGGAAGGCGGCAUCGGGGUUCGACAACCUGCGUGAGCUUGUGGUAGGGGAUUGCAAUAUCUCAGCUUGGGAAGAUAUUGUGGACAUGUUUGGGAGUCUACCUGCACUCGAGCGACUCGACAUCUCGGUCAAUCCGAUUCACUCAGUCCCGAAUAAGUCGUCAUCAGCAUCGCCACCGGCGGUAUUCCAGCCGUUGAAAGAGCUCGUCAUCAAGGAGACCACGCUUGACGAUUGGGAAAACUUGGGGAACCUGGCCAGUUGGUUCGAUCGCGAUCCUGUCGUCUUAAAGAGUCUCAAGAUCUCGUCGCGAAUCAAUGUUGCGGAAGAGGUUCCGGAAAGGUUGUCACCAGACAGACAGCGCUUAUCGGGGACGAGAGCGGAUAGGGCUGGGCUGGUCGCGAGGUUCCAAGGGCUGGAAGAGCUGAACUCGUCGCCUGUGACGAAAGCUGAGCGAGAAGAGGCAGCCAAGAUCGCUCAAUCCCUACAAGCUCAGCCGAGGCAGGACGUCAAGGUGCAGAUCAGCGAUACCGCGGCGAUAUCUAAACCCUUGCAGAACAGCCUCAAAAGCAAAAUGAUCGAUCUGAAGCUGGUCUUUCCAGACUCGCCCUUAGACCAAGCCUCGACUCUGCCGCAGACCAUUUCCGUUCUGCCUUCCGCGACAUUGAAGAUCCUGAUGAUCAAGCUGAAAAAGGCGGCAGGUUCAGCGCUAGCCACCGGCGCGUUUCACUUGGAGUUCGAGAGUGGCAGACUGGGUGAUGACGAUAUGAACACCAGGCUGUCGGAUCUGGGGUUACGUGCGGGAGAUGAGGUGAUGGUCAGGGCCGAGUAGUAGAUGUUGUAGAUGGUGCUCUCUUCCUUUUUUUGCAAACUUCGAUCGAAGCCGAAUGCCGCGAUAUGUACAAGACAGACAGAAGAAACCCAUCGUCCGGCGAAAUCGGCGUGUAACCAUUCUACUUCGACCUCAUCAUCGUGCCGCAAUACCGUUGUUGUAUCAUAUACUGAACCCCGAUGCCAUGAUGGCCAACCUGUGCUCGUGGACAACAAUCUCACGCCGUUUAGGCGAAACUCCCUUCACCUUCGUUAUCAAUCCAUCACUAUUUC
This is a messenger RNA of Filobasidium floriforme, 2142 nucleotides long. RefSeq lists its product as uncharacterized. NCBI's taxonomy places the organism in Eukaryota, Fungi, Basidiomycota, Tremellomycetes, Filobasidiales, Filobasidiaceae. The record is from RefSeq and is a predicted model, not a curated record. The transcript has 7 exons. Bases 158 to 1870 code for a protein of 570 amino acids.